CCACGUGGACUUUGCAAACUCCCCACUCCUCCGCUUGGCCCAGCUGAGGACUAAGGAGUUGGGGGGCUUAUAAUGGGCCGAUAUCCAGAGGACGGCCCAAAUGAACCAUUUAAACAACUUCGGGUCAAGCACCUGUGAAAUACUCAAGCUGGGCCGGCCCAAGGAGCUGGGCCUAGUUAACCUCAGGCCAAGCGCAGCUGGCAGAGUCAGGUUCAAGGCAUACUACUCCGUGAGAUUCCGGUUUAAAGUCUCGAACAAUGAGGCUGAAUAUGAGGCACUGCUUUGCGGCUUGAGGUUGGCAGCCUCAUUAAAAGCUGAGCGAAUCCAAGUCCGGUGCGAUUCCAAGCUAGUGGUAGGCCACGUCACUGGAGAAUUUGAGGCCAAGGAUGAACGAAUGAAGAAGUAUAGAGACACUGCCCUGGAGUUGCUGAAGGCAUUCAAGGCGUACCGGAUAGAGCAGGUUCCUCGGGAAGAGAACGCUGAGGCAGAUAUCUUGUCAAAGCUUGGUCCGGAUUCCCCGGAUCAUAUUAAGGCAAUGACCCAGGAAGAAGAGUUGCUCGAGCCAAGCAUCAGUCCCGGACAAGUGCUGAUCAUCACACUCAAAGAGGAGCCGGAUUGGAUUGAUGAGAUUACCAUGUACAUCCUUGAUGGGUCGCUACCUAUCGACCCAAUCGCGGAAAAGGUGGUGAAGCGACGUGCACCCAGCUACACGUUGGAGUGCAAUCGGCUGUAUAAGCGAUCGUACAAUGGUACAUUGUUGAGGUGCUUAAGAGCGGGCGAGGCACAGAAGUUAAUGGAGGAAAUCCAUGAGGGAAUAUGUUCAGCACAUCAGGGAGCCUUCACGAUGUCCAGGAAGGUGACCCUACAAGGAUACUUUUGGCCAACGAUUAUCAGAGAUUGCGCAGAGUACGUGCGCAAAUGCAAGGUUUGCCAGGAAUUCCAGAGGAUGCCAGGGCGACCGGCGACGAAUUAUACCCCGAUAAGCACAGCGAUUCCUUUUGCCUGGUGGGGCAUCGAUCUGGUCGGUAUUUUGCCUCGGGGGACAGGGAACAACACAUACCUGGUGGUCGCGAUUGACUACUUUACCAAGUGGGUCGAAGCCGCCCCCGUGCCAACCAUCACUGCGGAACAGAUGACGAAGUUCGUUUCCAAGCAAAUCUUGUGCCGAUUUGGGGUGCCCCAGCAGAUCAUCACUGACAACGGAACCCAAUUCGAGGCCGGAGGGUUCAAUGAGUUUCUACAGAGCUGGGGCAUAAAACACAGCUAUGCAGCGGUCGGGUACCCCCAAACCAAUGGGCAGGUUGAGAACACCAACCGUACCAUCAUGGAUGGCCUCAAGAAGAAGAUAAUGGAAUGCAAAACAAGGGCUCCAGCGGAGACCUCGUUGUUAAGUUAUAGAGUAGAGACGUUUGAUGCUCAAGGAAAUGAGGAGAACCUGAGGGCAGAGCUGCACCUCAUUGAUGAGCGAAGGGAAAGGGCAUAUAUGCGGGCAGAAAACUACCGCCGGCAGGUCAAGUCAUAUCACGACCAGCGGGUGCGACCAAGGCAGUUCAAGAUGGGCGACUGGGUCCUUCGGAAAAGGGAG
Cuscuta campestris is the source of this 1585-nucleotide messenger RNA. NCBI's taxonomy places the organism in Eukaryota, Viridiplantae, Streptophyta, Magnoliopsida, Solanales, Convolvulaceae. The record is from the annotation of a GenBank genome assembly.